CCAGGCGGCGGGGAUCGCAGUAGGACAGGCCGUGUGCUGGAAAGAAAACGUGUAAACGAGCUGAAACAUGAACUUUGGUGUUUUUGGAGUAUAAAGUCGUAUUUAACUUCUCAAAUGCUGCAGUUAAGCAGAUAAAUUACUUUUUUCAAUACGACGAACAAACCGGAAGUCGACCUUCGAGUGGCGCUGGUUUAAUCUGACGGAAACAUGAAGAAGAGUGACGAGCCGUCAGCUGACUACCAGGUGGGUCAGGUGUGUGGGAGUCUGUUCCCCAGCGAGGCGGCGUCCUCCGGCUCGCUGUCGGCUUUAUUCAGCACGGCGCCGCCGGCUGCAUCGCUCCUGUUCCAGCCUGCACCUAAGCCUGUUCAGAAGAGCACAGAAGCAACAGAGGAGCUGAAGGAGACUCCAGAGGUCAAAGGUCAAACAGGCCAGAAGAAGAAGCAGCAGAAGCUGCUUAAAGAGAAAUCAGAAGCCGACCAGAAGUUGGAAAACAGGGAGCUCAGUUUACAGAAUGCAGAUGAGGAGGAGCGAGGCCAGAAGCAGCAGCAGCAGCAGAAGAAGAAUAAGAGGAAAGCGCCGGAGCCGAGUGGAGAGAACGAUGCCGAGCAGUGGGUGAUGAAGAGACAGAAGCUGAAAGCCAGGAAAGAGGAGGAAGCCAUAAAGAAGAAUAGGACAGUGUUUGUUGGAAACCUGCCUGUCAGCUGCACCAGGAAGACCCUGCAGAGACUCUUCAAGGAUAAAGGAUCCAUCGAGUCCAUCCGCUUUCGCUCUGUGGUCAGAGAGGAUGCCUCCAUGUCCCGCAAAGUAGCAGCUAUUCAACGCAAAGUUCACCCCAAAAAGCAGAGCGUGAACGCCUACGUGGUUUUCAAAGACGAGGACGGCGUCACCAAUGCGUUAGAGAGAAACGGCAUGGAGAUCGAGAAAGACUUUCACAUCCGAGUGGACAGAGUGAAGGACAGCUCAGCACACGAUCACAAACGAUCCGUGUUUGUGGGGAAUCUUUCGUUCGAGAUAAAUGAACUGGCUUUUCGGCGGCACUUUGAAGAGUGCGGCUCAGUGGAGGCGGUUCGACUGGUGCGGGACCAGAACUCUGGACUGGGAAAAGGAUUCGGCUACGUCCUGUUUGAGAGCGCCGACUCAGUGCAGCUCGCGUUGGAACUGGACGGCAGCAAACUGGAGGGCAGGUCCAUCCGGGUGAAGAGGUCGGUGAAGAAGGAGAAGCAGAAGAAACAAACUGAUGGCCAAGGAGCCACAGGCAGGAGCGGCAGGGGCCCCACGAAGGGCCCUGCGAGGGGGCCGGGGCAGCAGAGAGGAGGCAGCCGGGGAGGUUUCAAGUCUCUGAAGAAAUUCUCUGGAAAGCAGCAGAAUCCAACUAAAGGCUCAACCUCCUUUAAAGGAGAGAUGGUGGAUCCAAACAAGAAGAGUAAAAAGAAAGGACUGAAGAAGAAAGGGAAGCCGAAAAAGACUGUUCAUAUCUGACCUGUCGUCUACAGCUCUGUAAUUGAAUAAAUGUGAUGUUUUGAAAUAUUUACAGAAGUCAAACAGUUUUUGGCUGAAGGCUGCAGUGAACUGCUCUCCCAUAGCUCUAAUGUCACAUUUUCAGGUUCACAGAGUUCAAGUUUUACUCUGAAGUCACAACGUACUUCCUGUCUGUGAAACCGUAAACUUCUCUUCAGCAGCGGGAGAAUAAAAUGGUAAAAACCAUCAUUAGUAAAUGGUAAGAUGAGAGUUAAUUAAACUUCAGUA
This is a messenger RNA of Centropristis striata (black sea bass), 1746 nucleotides long. It is a transcript of the gene rbm34, whose product is annotated as RNA binding motif protein 34. Gene Ontology annotation, molecular function: RNA binding. Bases 208 to 1479 code for a protein of 423 amino acids. The record is from RefSeq and is a predicted model, not a curated record. The transcript has 11 exons. Lineage: Eukaryota; Metazoa; Chordata; Actinopteri; Perciformes; Serranidae.